Prosopis cineraria is the source of this 549-nucleotide messenger RNA. RefSeq lists its product as uncharacterized. Gene Ontology annotation, molecular function: nucleic acid binding; RNA-DNA hybrid ribonuclease activity. Bases 1 to 549 code for a protein of 182 amino acids. The record is from RefSeq and is a predicted model, not a curated record. NCBI's taxonomy places the organism in Eukaryota, Viridiplantae, Streptophyta, Magnoliopsida, Fabales, Fabaceae. The transcript has a single exon.
AUGGAGAAUUCAAGUACUAACAAGUUUAAACAUGCAAUAUUCCAAGGUUUUUCAAAUAACGCAGAUGGAUGGAUCCCUCCACCUAAAGGCUAUGUUUGUGUGUGUGUGAAUGCUUCCAUUCACCAGCAAGGAGAUGCCAUUUGUGAGGGAGUGUUCCAAAACGAACAGGAAGAUUGGAUUCUGGGCUUCAGACGUGAAUUAGGGAGAGCAAUCAUCUCAGUUGCUGAACUUCUCGCUAUAAGAAUAGGAUUGGAGAUUUGUCACCAACAAAAAUUUCAGAAAAUCAAACUGUUCUCUGAUUCAUUAGAAGCCAUCAAUAUGCUUUCUGGGGAUUAUCAUUCUGAUUCUUCAUUUAAUGAAGUAACGGCAAUUCAUGAUCUUAUUUAUAGCAAUUGGGACUUUGUCAUAAAACAAACGUCCAGAGAGAAUUUGAAUUGUGCUAAUUACUUAGCUAAGACUGCUUACACUGUUGGAGCGAACACUAUUUUACUUUGGAACCGUCCCUUAGGUUGUUUAGACAUCUUGUUGUUAGAUAAGAGGAAUGCUUAA